GGACCACACGUCUGAGAGGUCGUCUGGGAGAGGGCGGGAAAGAUCGACCGUCAUGACGAUCGUUAUUGUUUGAAAGGCACACCCUCCAAACUUACUUGUUCCUUUUGUUUGCAGCGAACGACGAAUAUCCAUUCUUUCACAUCAACCCCAAGCACCAAAGCGCUAAUAUCCGUAGCAGUCCCUUUUCGCUUCAAAAGCAAAAGACCAAGGCUAUCAAGAUGGGUGGCUCUGACAUGGCAGCGUUGCUAAUGGCCGAUUCCGAUUCGGACGGCUCCGACACGGAAGAAUUGAAGAAUGUGCCGGCAUCUACUUCGGCUGUUGCAGCCGCAAUCCAGCCCACCGCCAGCCCCACACCGCCUCAACAGCAGCCAAAGCAACAACAACCGGCGGCACCCGCACCAGCGCCCUCACAGCCCCCUCCUCAGAAUCAGCCUCCGCCCGCCAACAAAUCUGAAUUGUCUCAACGUUUGAAGUCACUGUACUCCCCAGCGAACCAUGCCAGCAAGAAGGCUGCCCCAGCACCGGCGCCUCCUCCGUCGCAGCCUCCUCAACAGGCGGCACCUUCUCAGUCGGCCCCUCCGCCGGCAAGGCCUCCUACUCAUGCAACUAGCACCAGUGGAAGACCUCCUCAUCAUUCGCAUCACCCAGGAGCUCCUCCUCCUACGCAGCCAUCACAAGCAUCACAAUCUUCUCAUCACAUGACGUCUCAGACCCAGAUGCAGCGGCAGAGCAGCCAAAGCAAUCGUGGUCCGCCGCCGGGGUCUUCUCGAAGUUCACACCCUCAGUCUCAACAACCUGGGUACUCGUCGAGUUCCUCGCAGCAAGCACCCCAUUAUUCCUCCCAUCACCCAUCAUCGCAGUCGUCUUCACAGCAACAACCUCCGUACUCGCAGCCUCCUUCUUCAUACGGGCGUACCAGUUCCAGUCAGCAUCGACCCUCCAGUUCCAGUGGGCGUCCUCCUUCCUCCUCGCAACAACCUUCUUCCUCUUCUCAUAGAUCAUCGAGUGGUGGUGGUGUGCCCAAUCCAGUUCCUCAUGGCUCUGUUCCUGCACCUGGCCAACGACGUGGAGGUGUCACUCAUGAUCCCUUUGAGCCAACACCACUCAGCAAAAUUCGUGACAGAGAGCAAGCUGCCAUGGCAGCCGUUGCGGCACGUGGCAGCAGCAGCGGCAGUGGGUAUCCAGGAGGGAGCGGAAGUGCUUCUGGCCACCCGGGGUCGUCGCGAAGUGGUGUCGCCGCAUCCGGUUCAUCCUCGGAACGAGAAAAAGAAAUGCGACGACAAAAGGAAAGGUUCCUCAUGUUCACUAGAGUGCUCAUGAAAUACCUCGAGACCAAAGAUCCGUCGCUGCACAGCAAAGUCAAACUAAUUAUCAAAGAGUGCGCCGAGCGAAAUAAACGAAAUGAACCCGGCUACGAAUCCGUCACAGCGAGCAUGAGGGAACGACUCAAGCAGGUUGUAGGUGAUGCUUAUUGGAAACGGGCCGAAUCGUAUCUGGCGCACUUUUUGGCGCAAAAACAAAAACAGCAAGGGACUUCGUCGUCGUCCUCCUCCUCGGCCAGACCUGGCAGUAGUAGCAGCGCUAGGCCGGGAAGCAGCGUCGACGCACAACGAAAUGCCGAAAUGAAACGGCGAGAAGAAAUGGAAAAAAGACAGCGAUUACAACAGAAACAGCAACAUGAACGGCGCAUGCACGAACAGCAACAACAAAAGCAGCAACUAGGACCUCCCACCACGUCACAACCUCCGUCAACGCAGCAGCAACCCCCGAGCGCUCCCCAGCCCACGCAACAACCACCUCCACAACAACAGGAGGCACAGCAGUCCGCGCCACCCACGGCGAAAUCUUCGCGCCCCUCCUCCCAGGGCACGGGAGGAAAAGGAGGGAAAAAGACUAGUACUGGAGGCAAGCAAGCUGGUGGAAAGACUGGCAAGAAGGCAAGGGCCAAGCCGCAGACAAGCGCUGCCGCUGGUCCCGGGCGGGGAUCCAAGUCGGGCUCAACCAUGGCGCAGUCGCCUCUGGCAGGACAGCAGUCGCCCUCGGGGCAAUCGACUCAGGGCAUGAUGACUCCCAAUCCCAUCGUCGGCGUGAUGGAUUCCUCCACUAGGCCACCCUCGCCACCUCCAGUUCGGGAAUACUCUCAGUUGAUGGAACAGGUGGAGCACUCUGUGGACUUUGAUUGGACCGCUGCGGGGCUCAUCAUGGGAAGCAACCUGCAGAAGCUGCAAUUACAAGAAGAACAAAAGAAUUUACUGUACGGUAGCACCGCCACCUACAAUAGUGCGUCUGCCAAGCAGCAACAAACGCCCACGAGUUCCAACGCUGCUCGAGGUGGUGAGGAGGGAAAGAUCCCAUUUGCGCUCCGAGGGUGGGGCAAGCGGAACGUUGUCUCGCCCCGAGUCGCUUGGUGUCGGGCGCGUCGGCGAGAACAACCAUCGGAACAAAACAAGGCCAGGUUCAAAGAAUUGUAUCCAGAUGCAAGGAUGGCCGUUCCCGCCUCUGCGUGGGUCAACGAGGAUAAGGCCGAAGAAGAUGCUGCUCUCUGUUUGCUGUCGGAGGCUACGCAAAUAUACAUCACGCAAGUCUUGCAAAAGGCUUUGGUGUGUGCCCGGCAACGGCAGAAUUUGGACGGCAUCCGACUCUGGCAUCAACAGUGCACUGCCGCCAUGGAACACGCCAAGGGCAAGAAAGACGGCGAAAACGGUGGUGGCGAUGACAAGAAAUUUGAGCCCCCGCCUCUUUCCAUCAAGUUGGGAUGCGACGUUUCUCGGCAGGCAGCAAGGACUGCCGGAAACGCUGCGUUGACGUCCAAACGGAUGGAAGAAGCUUUGGGGCGUGCCAAAACCCAGGAACUGACCCGUGUCAUCCCAUCUAAAGAAGGUUUCCAGAUGGAUGAAGCCACCUUGAUGUCCGCUUCUUCCAUGGGAGAGCUGUCUCUCCUUGCUCCGUUGGGCAAUGCUGUGGACAAAGCGGACUAUGAGGCAAAACGACAAUUCGAAGUAUAUGGAGGAAAGCACGCCAUCGAACCACCCUUUGGACGUGUACCAAAGAGAGCUAAAUUGGAAGCGUCCGAUUUCCAGCGUGGUCUAGAGCUGAAUCACUUCUUGGGUGGUCGUCAGAGCCGAAGGCACCGAGCCAAUCCUGCUGCGUUUUCUUGGAACGUGCAAGGGUAACCUGGAUAGCGCUAUUGGAUUUCAGAACAAAUGGAGAAAUUCCUUCGCUCUGCCAGCGUUGACAAUUAAAUCAUUAAAUAAGGAACAUAUGUGUUGCUUUGUAUCACGGC
Molecule: messenger RNA, 3283 nt
Organism: Seminavis robusta
Lineage: Eukaryota; Bacillariophyta; Bacillariophyceae; Naviculales; Naviculaceae
Source: the annotation of a GenBank genome assembly